UCCAAUGUAAACACCACCUACCAUGGCCCCUCGCGGGCCUUGACGGUGGAAGUCAUGCAAUGCCUUGAAGCUGGGCAACUCAUUGAUCAGGUACCUCAGGUAACUUUGGCCAUGGACCGGUGUUCGUUCCUAUCUGCCAGCGUAUUCGCGCUGGUGGCUCUGGGUUCGUUCUGAGAUUAUACGGUUAAACUUGAUCUGGAUAAUACCAGCGAAAGGAUCAUGCCUUCCCUCGUGCCCCCUUUAUUGAUGGAAUAGCUAACAAUCCUCAGUCACCACCGUGACUUGAUCCCUCACUUGAACAACCCCCAAAGAACAUCAUGUCUCCCCCAGCUGCCUUGCUUGAGUCCCCCGUGGCCCCUACCGCCGGUCUCAAGGGAAAGGUCAUUGUUCCUGAGAUUGCUCCCAUGAUGGGAGGAGACUCGCAGACCAAGCUGCUCGACCACUUCGGCGGCAAGUGGGAUGACUUCAAGUUCGAACCGAUCCGUGAGAGUCAGGUGUCUCGCGCCAUGACCCGACGUUACUUCCAGGAUCUGGACAAGUAUGCCGAGAGUGACAUUGUCAUUGUCGGCGCUGGUUCCUGUGGUCUGAGCACCGCGUACGUGCUGGCGAACGCGCGCCCUGAUUUGAAGAUUGCCAUCAUCGAGGCCAAUGUUUCUCCUGGUGGUGGUGCUUGGCUGGGUGGCCAGCUCUUCUCUGCGAUGGUCAUGCGUCGACCCGCGGAGGUCUUUUUGAAUGCACUGGGCGUGCCUUACGAGGAAGACCCAUCGAACCCCAGCUACGUCGUCGUGAAACAUGCGUCCUUGUUCACUUCGACCUUGCUGUCCAAGGUCCUCGCCUUCCCCAACGUCAAGCUCUUCAACGCCACCAGCGUGGAGGACUUGGUGACUCGUCCCUCCCCCAACGGAGACCCCAAGGCGACCCGCAUCGCGGGUGUGGUCACCAACUGGACGCUGGUGACUCUGCACCACGAUGACCACUCCUGCAUGGACCCCAACACCAUCAACGCGCCUCUCGUGAUCAGCACUACCGGACACGACGGCCCGUUCGGAGCCUUCUCGGCCAAGCGCCUGGUCUCGAUGGCGACCGUUGACAAGCUGGGCGGCAUGCGGGGUCUGGACAUGAACUCCGCCGAGGAUGCGAUCGUCAAGAACACUCGUGAGGUCACCAAGGGCCUGAUCAUCGGCGGCAUGGAGCUGUCGGAGAUCGACGGCUUCAACCGCAUGGGCCCGACCUUUGGUGCGAUGGUGCUCAGCGGUGUCAAGGCGGCCGAGGAGGCCCUCAAGGUCUUUGAUGAGCGCCAGCGUGAGUGUGCCGAGUAAGAUGAUCGUAUUGUCGAGCUGCCACUCUACACAUGAGAUAUUGAAGAAGCUGCCGGUGGUUUUCUUUCGGAAUGUCCGGUGACUUCUGUUUCGUU
Molecule: messenger RNA, 1414 nt
Organism: Aspergillus aculeatus ATCC 16872
Lineage: Eukaryota; Fungi; Ascomycota; Eurotiomycetes; Eurotiales; Aspergillaceae
Gene: thiA
Product: thiamine thiazole synthase
Exons: 2
Coding region: 318-1319 (333 amino acids)
Biological process (GO): thiamine biosynthetic process
Source: RefSeq, a predicted model, not a curated record